Budorcas taxicolor (takin) is the source of this 1120-nucleotide messenger RNA. RefSeq names its product fibrinogen like 1 (gene FGL1). The record is from RefSeq and is a predicted model, not a curated record. NCBI's taxonomy places the organism in Eukaryota, Metazoa, Chordata, Mammalia, Artiodactyla, Bovidae. The transcript has 8 exons. Gene Ontology annotation, biological process: negative regulation of T cell activation; regulation of immune response. The coding region runs from base 102 to 1031 and encodes 309 amino acids.
UAGAGGAGCCUGGAAGGCAGAGCAACUGGACCUCGCCUAAGCCGUGUCUCUGACUCAUUUCUGACUUUAGGCAAGUUCUUCCAGUGGGAAAAAAGGAGAAGAUGUUUAGUUUCAUCCUUGUCACCACUGCUCUGCUAAUAGGCAGGGGAAGCUCGGCUCUGGAGAACUGCCUCCAGGAGCAGGCGCGGCUCAGAGCCCAAGUGUACCUGCUGGAGACUCGGGUCAAGCAGCAACAAGUCAAGAUCGCACAGCUUUUGCAUGAGAAGGAAAUCCAGCUCCUUGAUAAAGGAGAGGAGAAUAGUGUCAUUGACCUUGGAGGCAAGAGACAAUACGCAGAUUGUUCAGAGAUUUUCAAUGACGGGUACAAGCAGAGUGGAUUUUAUAAAAUCAAACCUCUCCAGAGCCCAGCAGAAUUCUCUGUUUAUUGUGACAUGUCUGAAGGAGGAGGAUGGACUGUAAUUCAGAGACGAUCUGAUGGCAGUGAAAACUUUAACAGAGACUGGAGUGACUAUGAAAAUGGCUUUGGAAAUUUUGUCCAAAAAAAUGGUGAAUAUUGGUUGGGUAAUAGAAAUCUUCACUUAUUGACCACACAAGGAGAUUACACGUUAAAAAUUGACCUUGCAGAUUUUGAGAAAAAUAGCCGUUAUGCUCAAUAUAAAAAUUUCAAAGUUGGAGAUGAAAAGAAUUCCUAUGAUUUACAUAUUGGGGAAUAUUCUGGAACCGCUGGAGACUCCCUUACUGGAAAUUUUCAUCCUGAAGUGCAAUGGUGGGCCAGUCACCAAAGAAUGAAAUUCAGCACGUGGGACAGAGAUAACGACAACUAUGAAGGGAACUGUGCGAAAGAGGAUCAGUCUGGCUGGUGGUUUAACAGGUGUCACUCUGCAAACCUGAAUGGUUUAUACCACAAGGGUCCCUACACCGCUAAAACGGACAAUGGGAUUGUCUGGCACACCUGGCAUGGAUGGUGGUAUUCCUUGAAAUCUGUGGUUAUGAAAAUUAGGCCAAAUGAUUUCAUUCCAAAUAUUGUUUAAUUGUCCCUGCUGGGGUUUCAUUUCUGCAGUUUAUCUUGGUUUAAGUGAUUUGAAAAAUGUAGCAAAUCUGAACAUUCACAUGUAUGAUG